Molecule: messenger RNA, 1977 nt
Organism: Jatropha curcas
Lineage: Eukaryota; Viridiplantae; Streptophyta; Magnoliopsida; Malpighiales; Euphorbiaceae
Product: serine/threonine-protein kinase STY13
Biological process (GO): signal transduction; protein phosphorylation
Cellular component (GO): cytoplasm
Molecular function (GO): protein kinase activity; ATP binding
Source: RefSeq, a predicted model, not a curated record
GACGAUGAUGAUGAUAAUGAUAAUAAAAAUAAACUUACCCAGUAGCCAACGUUAGCCCCCCUCUCUUUCUUUCCUUUCUUUCUUUUCCGUUUCGCUCUUGUCAUCUACUAUUACUCUCUUUCUCUCUCUCUCCGGCAGCUUAUAUUGGCCGGAAAAGAAGCUACGCCGACGACAGUAAAGAAACCAGCUACUCACUCUCUCUCUUCUCGCUAACAUUUGGUCUAUCAUUUAGCUCGGCCAAGAUUGCAACAACUAAACAUUUUAAGUGUCGAUUUUCCGGCGAGUUUUACAAUUUCCGGCGAAUUUAUUCAGCAAGGCAAAUUCACUAUAAGCUCGAUACCAUCAAAUGUGCUUGUGCAAUUUGAAAUAAGAGUAAUUGUGCAUCUGUCAUUUUAUUUGAGGAGCUUCUUUGAUGAUUGGAAAAAUGGUGGAAGGGCCAAAAUGUACUGGUCUUAUAGGAGGAAAUAACGACAAUGGCAACAACUAUUAUGAUUUCACCCAAGGCUUCUACCAAAAACUUGGCGAGGGUACAAACAUGUCCAUUGACAGUUUACAAACAAGCAACUCAAUGUCUGUGGAUAAUAGUAGCGUUGGGUCCAAUGAUUCUCUUACCCACAUUUUAAGCCACCCGGGUUUAAAACCUGUCCGUCACAACUAUAGUGUCUCAGUGGGCCAGAGUGUGUUUCGUCCUGGGAAGGUCACCCACGCGCUAAAUGAUGAUACAUUACUUCAAGCAUUGAUGGAUAGUAGAUACCCAACUGAGGGACUGACAAAUUAUGAUGAAUGGACUAUUGAUUUGAGGAAACUGAAUAUGGGGACAGCCUUUGCCCAAGGUGCUUUUGGAAAGUUAUAUAGAGGAACAUAUAAUGGAGAGGAUGUCGCAAUAAAGAUACUGGAGAGGCCAGAGAAUAGCCCGGAGAAGGCCCAACUGAUGGAGCAGCAAUUUCAGCAGGAAGUCAUGAUGCUUGCAACACUAAAGCACCCUAACAUUGUGCGCUUUAUUGGCGCAUGUCGUAAGCCCAUGGUUUGGUGUAUUGUGACAGAAUAUGCAAAGGGAGGGUCAGUUCGGCAAUUUCUGAAUAAGAGGCAUAGUCGAGCGGUACCACUGAAAUUGGCAGUUAAGCAGGCAUUAGAUGUCGCAAGGGGAAUGGCAUACGUACAUGGGCUUGGGUUUAUACACCGGGAUUUGAAGUCAGACAACCUUCUGAUUUCUUCUGAUAAAUCAAUAAAAAUCGCAGAUUUUGGUGUGGCAAGGAUUGAGGUGCAGACAGAGGGCAUGACACCAGAGACAGGAACAUACCGUUGGAUGGCUCCAGAGAUGAUUCAGCAUAGGCCCUAUACACAAAAGGUGGAUGUGUAUAGCUUUGGAAUUGUGCUUUGGGAGCUUAUCACAGGUUUGCUUCCCUUCCAAAACAUGACAGCAGUGCAGGCUGCAUUUGCUGUGGUGAACAAGGGUGUAAGACCAGUUAUACCGAAUGAUUGUCUACCCAUACUGAGUGAUAUCAUGACUCGCUGCUGGGACAGCAAUCCUGAAGUGCGUCCUCCUUUCUCCGAGAUUGUCAGGAUGCUUGAGAAUGCUGAAACCGAGAUCAUGACUACUGUGCGCAAGGCACGCUUCAGAUGCUGCUUGGCCCAACCCAUGACAGUGGACUGAUCCUUCCUGAAUACAAGAAUGAAAAAAAAUAGAUGGUAAAGAUGAUAAAACAAGACCUGAAAAAUAUAAAAUGAAGCAGUAUGAACUUAUAUGUUUGUGUAUGUAUUAGUUCCAAUUUCCCUUUUUAACUGUUUUUUGGGUCCUUGCGUUUUAAGAUAGGGUGGAUUAACCAUUUAGACUGCUGGCUUUUGGUUUUUGGGCUCUCAAUUGUAAUGGAGCAACGAUGUUGAAGGCCAUUUUAUAGUUCCAAGCAGUUGUUGGAGCUUUUAUCUUUCUUACCCCUGGCUAAAUAUAUUUGACUUGCUGUCGCCGUUGUCGAUUUU